Messenger RNA from Protobothrops mucrosquamatus (brown spotted pit viper), 595 nucleotides. RefSeq names its product ubiquitin conjugating enzyme E2 C (gene UBE2C). Lineage: Eukaryota; Metazoa; Chordata; Lepidosauria; Squamata; Viperidae. The coding region runs from base 10 to 432 and encodes 140 amino acids. The record is from RefSeq and is a predicted model, not a curated record. The transcript has 5 exons.
CAGGAGCUGAUGACGCUGAUGAUGUCUGGCGACAGCGGCAUCUCGGCCUUCCCGGAGUCGGACAAUCUCUUCAAGUGGAUCGGGACCAUCAACGGCGUGGCUGGGACGGUCUAUGAGGACCUGAGGUACAAGCUGUCCUUGGAGUUCCCCAGCGGGUACCCCUACAACGCCCCCACCGUCAAGUUCCUCACCCCCUGCUACCACCCCAACGUGGACCUUCAGGGGAACAUCUGCCUGGACAUCCUCAAGGACAAGUGGUCGGCUCUCUACGACGUCCGGACCAUUUUGCUCUCCGUCCAGAGCUUACUGGGAGAGCCAAACGUGGAAAGUCCUUUGAACACAGAGGCUGCCGAGCUUUGGAAGAACCAAGCAGCCUACAGAAAAUACCUCCACGAAUCCUAUCGAAAACACAUGAAGAGUCAGGAUACUUGAUGUCCUUCCAGCCAGCACACCACUUCGCUGGUGGGGGGCCCACCAGUCUUUUUUAUCUUCUGUUUUAUCCUUGUGAUUUCUGUACGUCAGCCCCUAUUGUAUUAUAGAUCAUUUCAAAGUUUAUCUGGCUUUUCCCGUGGUGUUAAUGUAUAAAUAAACUUCC